This is a messenger RNA of Clarias gariepinus (North African catfish), 528 nucleotides long. Its product is annotated as salivary glue protein Sgs-4-like. The record is from RefSeq and is a predicted model, not a curated record. The coding region runs from base 1 to 528 and encodes 175 amino acids. The transcript has a single exon. Lineage: Eukaryota; Metazoa; Chordata; Actinopteri; Siluriformes; Clariidae.
AUGCUCCAGGCUAGUGAAGUCAUGCUCCGCUCUGUUCCAGAUGACUUUAAUAUUUUAAAAGCCCUGAGGGACAAUGAGGUAGAUACAGAUAUGGAGUGGGACAGGUCAGGGACACCCAGGGAGGAGGAGCAGGAGGGGAACAGGGAUGAUGUGCAGUCCCCCCAAAUUGAAGAGAAAGGAAUACCUCCUGCUCAGCCUCGAAGACCCAAGCAAGAACCACCAAGCCCCAAGCAAGAACCACCAAGCUCCAGGGGAGAACCACCAAACUCCAGGGGAGAACCACCAAACUCCAAUCCAGGACCAAGCCCCAAGCAAGAACCACCAAGCUCCAGGGGAGAACCACCAAACUCCAAUCCAGGACCAAGCCCCAAGCAAGAACCACCAAGCUUCAGGGGAGAACCACCAAACUCCAAUCCAGGACCAAGCCCCAAGCAAGAACCACCAAGCCCCAAGCAAGAACCACCAAACACGCAGAGAUGCUCUCUUAGCCCCAAACAACAGCCACAGACCCCUAGUGAGAGCCAAUAA